Messenger RNA from Macrosiphum euphorbiae (potato aphid), 273 nucleotides. The record is from the annotation of a GenBank genome assembly. NCBI's taxonomy places the organism in Eukaryota, Metazoa, Arthropoda, Insecta, Hemiptera, Aphididae.
AUGCCAAACUUAUUGGAAAACGUCGACACCAUCGUCGAGGAGGUGCUGGAAGACCUUAUCGCGGCAGUGGUUUCCGAUUCUAGCCAAAUCGAGACGACCGUCCAGUCGGUUCUCCUGGACAUUGUAGCCAUGAAAUUUAGACACUGUCUACAACUGGAUACCGACACCGAUAACGUGGACUGUAAAGAUAGACGGAAGUCGCCAUCGUCGAUCAAUUGGUCGACGCUAUGGUCCACCUUGUGCCGGAAACAUUGUCCUCCGCGCCGCACGUAG